Molecule: messenger RNA, 3776 nt
Organism: Panicum virgatum (switchgrass)
Lineage: Eukaryota; Viridiplantae; Streptophyta; Magnoliopsida; Poales; Poaceae
Product: mitogen-activated protein kinase kinase kinase YODA-like
Exons: 13
Coding region: 565-3240 (891 amino acids)
Biological process (GO): protein phosphorylation
Molecular function (GO): protein kinase activity; ATP binding
Source: RefSeq, a predicted model, not a curated record
CUCGCGCGCGGUCCUCCCCGGAUUCCUCCUCCCCCCGCUCGAGCGCCCGCCCUGCUCGCCCGGAUUCUCCCCGACUUCGUCCGCCGUCGGUGCGCUUUUCCCCCCCUUCGUUGCGAUUCGCUCUGCAUCGGCGCCGGCGACCUCGGCGCCUGCAGGCGGCCGGGUGCGGCAGGCCAGGGUCUCCUUCCACCGCCGCCUUUGCUGCUUGGGAGGUGGCGCCCGCCUCCACCUCUGCUGCCCGCUCUGGUGCUACCUGGCUCGGGUGGAGUGGAGAUCCAUCCGGGCUCGGGCCGGGCUGCCUCCGUCCUUUCGCUGGCUUUGAGGUGGAGACUACGCUAAGCUGAAAUUUUGUAUUACUUGAGGAAGCAACAACAGGAAUUUUAACACUUCAGUGUUCUGUGUGGAUGGUUGAUUAUCAGUUUAUCACUCUACGACUUUGUUGAAGUACCCUAAUCCUCAUGCUCUCCAUCUCUAGCUAAUUGAAACAGCAUGGUAGCUGAUCAAUCUGUAUGAUCUCGCUAUGAGUAUAUAGAUACAUCCUCUACAGCAUAUUCUAUAUUCAGUAUGCCAACAUGGUGGGGAAAAUCUUCAUCCAAAGAAGCGAAAAAGACUGCCAAAGAAAACCUCAUUGAUACAUUUCAGCGUCUCCUAAGUUCAAAUGAGCAAAAGGGAAGCAGAAAAUCACGAGGGAGUCGUAAACAUGGUAAAGACAGAGCUGGUGACAAAGGUUGCUGGUCUACUGCCCAGUCCCGCUCAACGUCCCCUUCAAAAGAGGUUUCUCGGUGUCAGAGCUUUGCAGCAGAUAGACCGCAGGGACAACCACUCCCUCUUCCUGGAUCACGUGCUAGGGUGACACGUACUACUUCUGAUAUUACCAACUCAAAGGCCACUUUGGAAAAGCGUGGCAAAGGACAAUUACUACCACUCCCUCGGCCUCAAAAAAGACCCGAAGCUACUGAACCCGUUGCUGAAGAGGCUACUGCUUCUGUCUCCAGCAACUGUUCAAUUGAUAGUGAUGAUCCUGGAGAUUCUCGGCUUCAGAGCCCUGUGGGAAAUGAGGCUGAAAAUGCGACUAGAGUUACUGCAACAAAUAGCUCAAGUGUUGUGCACAAAGAGCAUUCUAGUGCUAUCACCAGAAAGAGCACCAAAGAAGUCGCAAAGCGAAACAAUACUUUUCUCAGUAACCAAAUUCCUUCAACAUCUCCAAGAGGUACUGUUGCUGACAGUUAUCAAUCCAAUUUACAAAGCCCAAGACAGAUUACCUUGGAGAGUGCUCCCAAUAGUUUGAUGUCAAGUCCUACUCGAAGCCCAAGAAUUAUAUGUCCUGAUCAGAUUCCAACUUCAGCGUUUUGGGCAGUGAAGCCUCAUGCAGAUGUAACUUUCCUUGGCUCUGGUCAGUGCUCCAGUCCAGGUUCCGGUCAGACAUCUGGGCAUAAUUCAGUGGGAGGUGAUAUGCUAGCCCAGUUCUUUUGGCAGCCCAGCCGAGGUAGUCCAGAGUGUUCACCAAUUCCAAGCCCAAGAAUGACAAGUCCUGGUCCAAGUUCUAGGGUGCAUAGUGGAAGUGUCUCUCCGUUGCAUUCAAAGGCUGGUGGGGUGGCUCCUGAAUCUCCAACAAGUCGACAUGCUGAAGGGAAGAAGAAGCAAACCCACAGAUUGCCGCUUCCGCCAUUAAGCAUCUCUAAUAGUUCUACCUUUUUGCCAAACAACUCUACCCCAACAAGUCCUAUAUCUCGUAGUCCUGGUAGAACAGAGAAUCCACCCAGUCCUGGAUCACGAUGGAAGAAGGGAAAACUGAUUGGCCGUGGGACAUUUGGCCAUGUAUAUGUUGGUUUUAACAGUGAUAAAGGUGAAAUGUGUGCUAUGAAGGAGGUUACCCUUUUCUCAGAUGAUCCUAAAUCAAAAGAAAGUGCAAAGCAGCUGUGCCAGGAAAUAUCACUUCUGAGCCGACUUCAGCAUCCAAAUAUUGUGCGGUACUAUGGAUCCGAAACGGUUGAUGAUAAGCUUUACAUAUAUCUGGAGUAUGUUUCUGGUGGAUCUAUACAUAAGCUUCUCCAAGAGUAUGGGCAGUUUGGUGAACAAGCAAUUCGCAGUUAUACUAAGCAAAUACUUUUGGGCCUGGCAUAUUUACAUGCAAAGAAUACAGUGCAUAGGGACAUCAAAGGCGCAAAUAUAUUGGUUGACCCUAAUGGCCGUGUAAAGCUUGCUGACUUCGGAAUGGCAAAACAUAUCAAUGGGCAGCAGUGCCCUUUCUCAUUUAAGGGUAGCCCAUACUGGAUGGCUCCUGAGGUUAUAAAAAAUUCUAGUGGAUGUAACCUUGCAGUUGAUAUAUGGAGUUUAGGAUGCACAGUCCUAGAGAUGUCUACCUCAAAACCACCAUGGAGCCAAUAUGAAGGGAUUGCCGCAAUGUUUAAGAUAGGAAACAGCAAGGAGCUUCCGCCAAUACCAGAUCACCUCUCAGAAGAGGGAAAAGACUUCAUAAGACAGUGCUUGCAACGUGAUCCAUCCAGCCGACCAAUGGCAGUGGACCUUUUGCGGCAUCCAUUUGUACGAAAUGCUCCACCACUUCAAAAAUCAGCUGCCUCUGAUCCACUUGAACAGUUGACGGCUAUAUCCUGCAAAACAAAUUCUAAGGUGGUUGGGCACGCCAGAAAUAUGUCCUCGCUUGGUUUGGAAGGCCAAUCAAUUUUCCAGAGAAGAGCUGCCAAAUUUUCUUUGGCAAACAGUGAUAUCCAUAUUCGGAAUAACAUAUCUUGUCCUGUAUCUCCAUGUGGAAGUCCUCUUCUGAGAUCAAGAUCUCCACAACAUCAAAAUGGUAGAAUGUCACCUUCUCCAAUUUCUAGCCCCAUAACUACUUCGGGUGCUUCCACUCCUCUGACUGGUGGUAGUGGAGCCAUUCCUUUAAACCAUGUGAGGCAGCCAGCUUACAAAAAUGAGGCCUUCACAGUUGCGUCAAGAGGUUUUGAUGAUCACUUACCUUGCCAGCCUGCUGACCCAGUACAUAGAUGUUUUGUUCGAGUGCAGCAACUUUCAGCUGGUCUUCAGGAGAGGGUAGUCUCUGAACCCGACAUUCUGAGCUCUCAAUUUGGAAAUAUGAGACAUGCAAAUGUGUGGGAUUCGCAUGAUAGGCCAUUGCCUUCUGAGUGUUCCUCUCAGCGGAGCUUUGGGGAUCAUGUGAAGCUAAAACCUUCACUGGACUUGAGGUCUGGUCCUCCGCACCCUGGGCGCAAUCAUGGCCAUUGACUCUCUUGCAAAAGUUGCUGCUUAAGCUUCCAGUCAGGUCUAUGUGAUAGCUAUCAGUUCAAAGCUGGUUUGCUGAAAACCUUUAAUUGUAUCAUAUUAGAAGAAAUGUCCAUUAAUUAUAUCAAAUGCUGACAGUUGGCAGUGGAUAAAGAUUCUCCGAUGUCAAUCCCAUUACUUCAGAAAAGGUGAGACAUGCCCUUUCAAGAAGGGGAUGUUGUAUACUAGACUGUCCAGAUACCUAAGGACUCAAAACAGUGACUCUGAACCUGUAUACUCUUACUGUCGUAUCUACAACAUUUUCUUUUUCGUUUUCUUUUAUGGGGUUGGAGGCCAUUGUACAGAAGGGGAACUAGAGGUCCAGAUAUUGCACAGGAUAAAGCAAGUGAGCCGUUCACCACCCUUUUCUUUUAUUUUCUUUAUAAAAAAACUUAACAGCACACUUGCACAGGAUAAAGCAAGUGUGCUUCUGCUGUUGUAACACCGGGUCAAUCCAUUACUCUGGAAAUCAUGUGAAAAGUGCCUAAUUGUUAAUCAAA